AUGGCUGCUGCAAAUAAUACAGUCACUAGAAAACACGGUGAUAAUUUGGAAACAUUUUCUCUUCUUUGGCUUGAUGCAGAAGUCAAUACAAAAGAAGAAAAUAGGCGUGCUCAAAAGCGACUUCGUUCAAUCAUCAAUUAUCUCAAAAUAUUUCAGGAUCAAAAUGAAUGUCAACAAUAUAUUAAGUCUUGCUCUGAACAAGAUCGAAUCGUUCUUAUCAGUAGUGGACGAUUAGGCAAGGAAUUAAUUCCUCAGAUUCAUGAUCUUCGGCAACUAUCUGAUGUUUAUAUCUACUGUUGGGACAAAAAAGCAUAUAAACAUUGGGCUAAACAGUUUAGUAAAAUAAAAGGUGUCAUUGUUUCACUUGAUGAUCUCGUUCAACAAAUCACAAUGGAUCAAAAAGAUCGAGGAAAAGUAGAAGAACCAAUGUCUCUGAAUAUUUACAAUGCUAGUGGUAAUGUAGAUAAAUCAACAACUGAACUCAAUGGUCAUUUUAUUCAUUCUCUAUUAUUGAUUGAUGUUCUUAUUAAAAUGAAAUCUAGUGACGCUGACAAGAAAAAACUUAUUCAAUUUUGCAAAGAUGAAUAUUAUGACAACGAACCUCAACUGGCCGUUGUUGGUGAAUUCGAACGUGACUAUAAAUCUAGAAAAGCUUUAUGGUGGUAUACUCGUGAUGCAUUUGUAUACAGUAUGUUAAACAAAGCUUUACGAAUACAGAACACUGAAUUAUUACUAUUAUUUCGUUUUGUAAUUCGUGACAUUUAUCAACGACUAAAAAAAUAUCAAUGUGAAAACCUUGUGACUGUGUACCGUUAUCAAGCUAUGUCUCGUGAUGAAUUGAAUGCUCUUCAUAAAUCGAUCGGUCAAUUCAUCUCAAUUAAUUCAUUUUUUUCGACUAGUGCUGAUCGUGAUGUAGCAUUGAGAUUCUCGAAUCGUUCGACCGUUUCAAAUGAUUUACAUCGAAUAUUAUUUGAGAUUGAAGCUGAUCCUCAUGUGGUUAAAUCAAAGCCAUUUGCUGAUAUCACUUCACUCAGUUAUUUCCGUCAUGAGAGUGAAAUAUUAUUUAUGGUUGGAUGUAUAUUUCGUUUGAUCAAUGUUUAUCGAGAUGAUAGUGAAAAAAUUUGGAUAAUUAAAAUGCAGUUAGCGGAAAAUAAUGACGAUGAUUUGAAGAAGCUUUUCGAUCAAUUGAAAUCAGAUUAUGGAGUUGGCGAGAACGAAACGGAUCUUCAAACGUUCGGUAAUGUACUGCAAUAUAUGGGAAAAUAUGAUUUGGCAGAGAAAAUAUAUUCCGGCCUGCACGAUCAGUGUUCUUCCGACGAUGCUUCAUUUUCUCGCUUAUGUGUGUCAUUUGGUAGACUUUACAAAGACAGAAAGGAUUUUGAUCGCAGCCUACAAUGGUUUCAACGAGCAUUGGACAGGAGAAUUCGAAUAGAUUCAUCUGAUUUUGUCUAUAUUGGUGGUCUACACUGUUGUAUUGGGAAUAUUCAUAUGGAAAAGAAUGAUUUUAAUCAAGCAAUGAAAUGUUACAGUGCAGCAAUGGACUGCUACAAGCGAGGGAAUAUUACAAAUCAUCGAGAUACGGCUUCUUUGUAUCAUGGUAUUGCUCGUGUUCAUUAUGCUCAAAAGCAAUAUCCAGAGGCAUUGAACAAUUAUCAACGCUCAUUGGAUAUUCUACAACAGAAUUCACGUUCUACUCAUCCGGAUGCGGCUUUAAAUCAUAGUGGCAUAGGUGAUAUUUAUCGAGUUACUGGUCAACAUCAUGGUUGUUGUUGUCGAGCUUGUCGUCGUGAUCGUGGUGGUGGUCCUUGUCGUAGUUGUUGUCGUUGUCAUGGUCGUCUUUGUCGUUGUAUUUGUGCUUAA
Rotaria sp. Silwood1 is the source of this 1860-nucleotide messenger RNA. Lineage: Eukaryota; Metazoa; Rotifera; Eurotatoria; Philodinida; Philodinidae. The record is from the annotation of a GenBank genome assembly.